CCCCAAAAAGCCCCCCACAUCGUCGUCGGCGACCUCCGCCGCCGCGCGAUCCCGUCGAGCUCCCUCCCCCGUCGUCAUCGUUAUCCAGCGCAGCCGCCUCCGGUACCCCGGGGCUCCAUCGGGAUCGGGAUUUGAGAGGGGGUGUGACGAUGAGGGGGGAUUGAUCGCGUCAUCGGGCGGAGAGGAUGCCGUGCUGCAGCGCGGUGCUGAGCGCCGCGGCGGCGGCGGCCGCGGCCAGCCGCACGCCGCCGUGGCUGCACCGCCUCCACGCCAAGGGGGGGCUCUCCUUCCCCUCCAACCUCCACAUCGACGACCUCCUGUACGGCCAACGCCGGGGCCUACCUCCGCCACCGCCGGCGCCGCCGUCUUCUUCCGCCGUCCCCAAGGAGCCACCGCCGUCUACCAAGCCUAAGCAGCCCAAGACCAAGCAGCAGCAGCAGCAGCAGCCGCCGCCGCCGCCGCCGCAGAAGCCACCCCAAGGUAGCACCAACCCCUCCCUACCAAACCCUAGCAGCAGCAGCAACCCCCAACCUCCGCAGCUGCAGCUCUCCAACGUCGUCGCCGAUCUCUUCGUCACCCCGUCCUCCGCUCCUCUGCCCCUCCAGUCCAUCAAAGCCUUCCGCAAGCAGAAUCGGCCCCGUCCUAGGCUUGACAAGUCCUCUCGCCCCACCAAGGCGAACAAGGACAAGGCCAAGGUCAAGGUCAAGAAGCGCCGCCGCUCUGAGCGUGCCGCCGAUGCCGACGGGGAGAGGAGUGGGGAGCGGUCUGGAAGGACCGAGGUGACCGUUAUCGACACCAGCACCGAUGGGUGGAAGGCAGCCAAGCUGCUCCUCCGGAGGGGCGCUGUCUGGAAGGUGCGCGACAAGACCUCUCAGGUCUCUGAACCUGAGGAUCCCACCAAGGUCAAGAGGAGGGCUGGCUUGGUCUCAAAGAUCCAAAGGGACAGAGAGAAGCAGAAGCAGAAGGAGAAAGAAGCAAACUCUUCGGGUAACGUUCAUGCUAUUAGUGGAGAUGUGAUGAAAGAGUUAGAUGGUCCUUUUCAAGCACUGAAAAGAUCUAGAUGUUCUGAGCCAGAACCAGAAGGCCAAAUUAUAGUGUUUCCUCAUUGAAAGACUAGAAGAAUGGAUUACAGUAGACUUCCCUAAAGAUGACUUACGAGGGAAUUGAAGCCAAAUUGAAGCCAAUAAUCACAUCUUGACAACAUUGUCGGUUCUUCAAAAUGAAAAAAAAAAUCCAGUUCAUCUUACCCUGUACAUCUGUUGGUAUUUUCGAUUGAUGCCUAUUAGAGAUAUUCCAAUUGUUGAUAUCUGGCCUUCUGGAGCGUUAACCGUAUCAUGUUUGAAAAUGACACAUUGCUAUGUCAUUAAAAAAAAAGGUUCGAGGUUGGUGGUGUUUUUCGUUU
Molecule: messenger RNA, 1402 nt
Organism: Oryza brachyantha (malo sina)
Lineage: Eukaryota; Viridiplantae; Streptophyta; Magnoliopsida; Poales; Poaceae
Product: arp2/3 complex-activating protein rickA
Exons: 3
Coding region: 186-1109 (307 amino acids)
Source: RefSeq, a predicted model, not a curated record